Durusdinium trenchii is the source of this 1034-nucleotide messenger RNA. The record is from the annotation of a GenBank genome assembly. Lineage: Eukaryota; Dinophyceae; Suessiales; Symbiodiniaceae.
GAUGCCGAAGAGCCGUCCAAGCCCCAAGCCUUGCGGUGCGACCGCAGGCCCUGCGGUGCUUGCACUUUGGCAUCCGCCGCCGCAAGGUGCCCUUUGAGGGUCUCACCAUGGUCCACUUCGAUGCGCAUCCGGAUCUGUCGGCCUCCACCACCCUGCCGGCGGAGCUGAUCUUGGAAGACCCCCACCAGGUGUACUACGCCUUGCGAAACGACGUGGCGGGCAUUGCGCAGUGGAUUCUGCCUGCAGCCUAUGCUGGACACUUGAGCUGUGUUUGGUGGCUACGCCCUGCCUGGGCGCAGCAGAUCGCCGAUGGCGACUACCGUGUUCAGGUGGGACGCGCCCUGGCGCCGGUGAAGGCCGUGCGCCGAGCCGCGCAAGGCCCAGAGGCAAAGCGUUUGCCAACGGAGAAGGUGCCCGAGAAGACACUGGAAGAGCCGGCGCAGGUGGGCGAGGUGGACAUGGUGGAAUCCAUCAAGAUCAGCUGCGCCGAGCCCUACUUCGUGGAGGACGACAUCUACCGCCCGCCCGCGGAGCUCCGGGCACCGCGGCCACUGCGGCUGGCGGUGUCGCAGCUGGACGGGACGCCGCCCGUGCAGCUGGGCAGUGAGGAGCCGUGGAUUCUGGAUGUCUGCUUGGACUUCUUCGCGUGCGGCAAUCCCUUCCUCACCCAGGUCCGUGCGGAGAUCGCACGACCCUUCAGCGAGGUGCUGAACGCCGCGAGCUUCCGGUCAGGCUCUGUGCUGGACGUCGCGGCGUUCCUCCGCGCGCGCGACGCCUUCGACGCGGCCUAUGACCAGCUGCUGACCGAGGAGGUGGAAAAGCCGGAGCAGCGCUGGGGAGUGGAGGUGGAAAAACUAUGGUUGUUGGUGGAGACUUUCACUUGACAAGGCCAGAAUCCCUGGGUGGAAGGAGCCAGGGACAGCCGAUUGGAAUGCUCAAAGGUGUUAGAAUCCCUGAUCUGUUCCACACCCCUGGUGCCAUGGCUCAAGCUGCUGUGCUUUUGUGGAGGGACAUCAUGGAGGCUUGGAAAGCCC